ACAACCUUGCAAGGUAGGCGAGAUUGAGUGAGAGCAACUGGGUCACCAGUGAGCCCCGCUAAUAAGCAGGGAUGUGGACAGGAAUCUACCUGCCCCAGUUAAUCCACUAUAGCACAUUUUACUGUCCAUUGGGAUCUGUUUUAUUAAGACUCUAGGAUGAAGGAAGCUAACAUACUCCUUGGUAACCAACCAACUAUGUCUCUUGAUCCUUCAUGGCAGGUCGAAAGACCCCUCCGUCUGGGGAGGUCCAUAUCUGGGUCAAGGACACCAAAGAUCUGCCCCAGUUACGUCCCUCCGGAGUGGACUCCUUUGUGAAAUGCUACGUUCUUCCGGACACCAGUAAAAAGAGCUACCAGAACACCCGCAUUGUCAAGCGGGACUCCAACCCGGUGUUUAACCACACCAUCGUGUACGACGGCUUUCAUCCAGAAGAUCUGAAGGAUGCCUGUGUCGAGCUGACCGUCUGGGAUCAUGAGAAACUGACCAAUCACUUUCUGGGAGGGAUCCGGCUGGGACUUGGGACAGGCUCCAGCUAUGGGAUUGCCGUUGACUGGAUGGACUCCACACAAGAGGAGGUCGCAUUUUGGCAGGAAAUGAUGACCACGGCGAAUGAAUGGAUUGAAGCGUCCCUGCCUUUGCGCUCUCUGACUGGAAAAAGGAAGCUGAAAUGAACAGCUGGCAGCAGCCCACAGAGGAACGGAGAACCGUUUACACAGAGAAGAGGGCCAAUGCAAAGCUGGCUGACCUCAGGAUUGCCUGUGCAAUGGACUUCGAAAGGACAAGGUAUUAUUACUCAUCCCAAGAGAGGACUGAGCGGAUUUUACAUCCCAGCUAGCUGAAAGACCUGCUGCUCGUCACCUCUCCAUCAUCUAGACCUUAGAUUUUAUUCGACUUUGGGUUUGUACCCAGAGAGCAGGGAAGAAAUUGUGUAAAUAUGUUUAUAGUUUAUUUUAUUACAGUGUCCAUGUUGCUGUUUCGUUUGUGCCUCCCCAUAGAGGAAGUUAUGACAAAACUUUGGCUAGUACAGCCACCAGUACACACAGUAUCACAACAAAGUUGAAGCAAACCAUGAUGCAAAUGAAACAUGAAAAAUCUGUACUAGGAUAUGCCUGGGUUACCAGCUCUCCAGGAUUGACUGAGAGUUCUCCAGCAGCUGGCAUUCAUCUCCCAUCCACAUGUUAUGUUCAACACUUGUACAGGUGCACAAUGUAUACAGGUACAGAUCUGCACACAGGUACACUCAUUCACAUGUUAUGCUGAACACAGGUACAGAAGUACCUCUCUAUACCAGGCAUUUGAAGGGCCUGUAUCCAGGUUCACUUUUGAAACGAACACAGGUACAGUACAGUCAUUCACACAAACACAUGUACAGCAUAAUGUUUGAAUCGGGCUCAGAAUGCUGAA
This is a messenger RNA of Hemicordylus capensis (graceful crag lizard), 1404 nucleotides long. Its product is annotated as synaptotagmin-like protein 2. The transcript has 3 exons. The record is from RefSeq and is a predicted model, not a curated record. The coding region runs from base 213 to 671 and encodes 152 amino acids. Gene Ontology annotation, biological process: exocytosis. Gene Ontology annotation, cellular component: plasma membrane; exocytic vesicle. Gene Ontology annotation, molecular function: neurexin family protein binding. NCBI's taxonomy places the organism in Eukaryota, Metazoa, Chordata, Lepidosauria, Squamata, Cordylidae.